Orbicella faveolata is the source of this 1817-nucleotide messenger RNA. Its product is annotated as PC3-like endoprotease variant B. Gene Ontology annotation, cellular component: trans-Golgi network; Golgi membrane. Gene Ontology annotation, molecular function: serine-type endopeptidase activity. NCBI's taxonomy places the organism in Eukaryota, Metazoa, Cnidaria, Anthozoa, Scleractinia, Merulinidae. The record is from RefSeq and is a predicted model, not a curated record. Gene Ontology annotation, biological process: protein processing.
UGUCGCGAAUCUGCGGACGGUUUCUUUGUGCAUACUAAACGCAGGAUUUUAUUUGUCGCUUGAUGCCGAAGAGGCUUAGCUAACCAUUACUCUCGUUGUUUCUUCUCGAUCAGAAAUCACCAAAUCAACCAUGACUCUUUAGAAACAAGCUGCUAAAGUGCCAUAUAACUGCGUGUAUUUCAAGAAAAUGACUUUUGCUUUCAAGGGAGGGCUACUUUUAGCGUGUGUUGUUUUAAACUCAGUAGCCUUGAAGCCGAGAAGUAGAAGAGAUGUUUACGGCAACUCAUGGGUGGUCUACGUCGAGAGAGAAAAGCGAUUUGUCGACGAUUUAGCAGAGAGGAAUGGUUUUAUAAACAGAGGAGAGAUUGCAGGCUUCAGCGGACACUAUUUGCUUGAACACAAAACUCUUGGAAGGCGCCGCUUUCGACGGGAUGCUGCGGAACACACAGGCAAUCUCUUGCGUGAGCCUCAUGUAAAAUUUGCUCUGCAGCAGAAGAUUUUGAGAAGAACUAAACGGGGAUAUUUUUUAGACCCUUACUAUAAAGAUCAAUGGUAUUUGAACAACUCAGGACAAACUAUAGGUCCACGAGGAUUUGAUAUUAAUGUUGGUCCAGUAUGGCGUAAAAACAUCACAGGGCGUGGUGUUGUGGUAACUAUUUUAGAUGAUGGUAUUGAGUACACUCAUCCAGAUCUUCGGAACAAUUAUGAAGCAAAGGCUAGCUGGGACUUUAAUAGUCAUGACAGUGAUCCAAUGCCUCGUUAUAGCAGAGAUAACCUCAACAAACACGGCACAAGGUAUUUGCGUUUUCCUAUAAAUUAUUCACAGUCGGUGUUUACUGUAGGUCUGAAUAUGGCAGCCUGUUGGUUAGUGCAUUGAGUCCUGGAUAGAGUGGUAAGAAUUCAGGUACUUCUUAAAGUUGUUUCACUCACAUGUCAGGGUUGUCAAAAUAGUCAGAUGUUGUCAAAAAUCACCCUCUACUUGAUGAUGGUGAUAAAUUUGGUUAACUAUAUCUCUGCUUGGCUAUUCUUUGAGUUUUUUAGAAAAAGCUAAGACGGCUAAAUCAGCUGCCUACUUCCACAGUAAAACCAGCUACAUGUACGUGAAAAAUGGGAGAUCAACUGAGCAGUACAGUACAUGAUCACAUUCCUACUCCCACAAUAGAAUGACCAAAAACUUAGGACAUCAACAUUACUGUGCAUGUACAGUACAUGAUUGUGCUCUAGGGAAGACACUUGCAGUGUCUCUAUUGACUGGAUUUGGUGCUUGGGAUAUCCAAUGGUUCUUCUAGUCUGUUAGGUCACACUACAACAGAUCAUGCUCUAUUAUAUAGACACAAGUGUUUUACUGGAAAAUACACCACUCAUAAAACUUGUAUGAAACCACAUCUGGGACUCGGGUGGCGUAUUUUCCAUUCACUGAUGUCAUAUUUGACACUUAAAUUUGUAAGGGGCUAUGAUUCAAACAUCUUCUGACCUUUCAUGAAAGUCUUUGGAAAAGUUCGGAAACAUUCGUGUGGCCUUCAGACAAUUUUUUGAGAAUCUGGGUAAAUCUUCGGAAAAUCAUCAAAAACAUGUUAUCAGUAUGUAUAAUUUAAACAAAAUAAUAUAUGGUUGCUUGUAGACAUGGAAUAUCUGUUCUCUUGUUCAACUUUAUAUCUCACUCGUUUGCUGCACUCACUGCUGAGAUAUUGAGGUGGACACUCAAAGAGACAUUCCGUAUCUACAGUAUGUGCAGCCAUGUAUCAUUCUGUACCAAUGUAAUUUAUACUUGUGACAUAGUAAUAUCACAGUAAAUGCUAAUGACUUGUCUUGUCUGA